AUGGUCAAGAAUCAGACAAUCCUCAUCACUGGCUGCUCCGCCGACGGCAUCGGUGCCGUCCUCGCCCUCACUCUCGCAAAACAACACCACCGUAUCUUUGCGACUGCACGCGACACAUCUAAAAUUCCCUUUGAGCUCAGAAGCCUCCCCAACGUAUCUGUAACAACUCUCGAUGUUUCAUCCAAAAAGUCCGUUGCGGAGGCUGCAAAAGCAGUCGAGGAGGCGGGCCACUGUCUGGACGUGUUGCUUCUCACAGGAACUUAUGCCUCCUCCAAGGCAGCUAUCAACAGCAUCUCCGAGACGCUUCGCUUGGAACUUCCCCCCUUUGGCGUGAGUGUCAUGACCAUCUUGCUCAGUACUGUUGCUACGCUCUUUCACGCUAAUGAGCUGAUACCUGAGCUUCCAGAAACAUCUUACUAUGUCAAAAUCCUCGAAACAAUCACCAAGUGGGCCAAGAAUGAGCUCGGUCCCAAAGGAGGUUCUACACAGGAGCUCGUCAGUUCUAUCCUACCAGAUAUCGUGGCCAGUAAUAGAAACGGAAUGGAUAUGAUGAUGUCUCAGGAUCAAGGUUUAGAUGAGCUUGCCAAGGCCUAA
Molecule: messenger RNA, 594 nt
Organism: Trichoderma aggressivum f. europaeum
Lineage: Eukaryota; Fungi; Ascomycota; Sordariomycetes; Hypocreales; Hypocreaceae
Exons: 3
Coding region: 1-594 (197 amino acids)
Biological process (GO): phosphatidic acid biosynthetic process; triglyceride catabolic process
Cellular component (GO): lipid droplet; endoplasmic reticulum
Molecular function (GO): acylglycerone-phosphate reductase (NADP+) activity; triacylglycerol lipase activity
Source: RefSeq, a predicted model, not a curated record